This is a messenger RNA of Malus domestica (apple), 836 nucleotides long. The record is from RefSeq and is a predicted model, not a curated record. NCBI's taxonomy places the organism in Eukaryota, Viridiplantae, Streptophyta, Magnoliopsida, Rosales, Rosaceae.
GAUGGGAGGAGGAGGCCGCGCCAACGGUUUGGAGGAGACAUUCUGCAGCAUGAGGCUCAAGGAGAACAUCCGCGACCCUUCUAACGCCGACUUCUACAGCCCUCAGGCUGGCCGCGUUUCCGUCGUCAACAGCGGCACCCUCCCCAUCCUCAGCGCUCUCCGCCUCAGCGCCGAGCAUGGCGUCCUUUAUAACAAUGCCAUAUACAGUCCAUACUGGAACCUCAACGCGAACGAACUUGUAUACGUGAUCAGAGGCAAUGCUAGGGUUCAGGUGGUGAACGAGAACGGAGACGCCAUCUUGGACGACCAGGUCAACGAGGGACAGGUGUUCUUGAUUCCCCAGAACCACGCCGUCAUCACCCAGGCAGGCAACCAGGGAUUCGAGUACAUUUCCUUCAGGACGAAUGACUUGGCCCUCAUUAACACCAUGGCAGGGAGGACUGCCGUGUUGAGGGCGAUCCCGGAGGAUGUGCUUCGCAAUGCCUUCCAGAUUGACCGCCAACAGGUCAGGGAAUCUCAAGAACAACAGGCAGGAGACCCGAGUGUUGAGUGCCAGCUCUUCUUCCUCACGCCGACCAUGGUCGAUCAUGGCAUGAAUGUGAUGAGAUAACCUAAAAUCUACCAAAUGCGGCACGUAGUGUUUUGUUUUUUGGGGUUUUCUAGUAACAAAUAAAGGUAGGUAGAGAGACUAGGAGAAAUAACAGGCCUUAUAAAUGGCUGUAUGUAUUAGGGCUAAAAGGAGCGUGAGCUUAGCUUGUAAUAAGUAAAUAAAUGCUACGUGGAGGCUUAUGCAUGUAAUAAUCUAGCUUAUCUAAAUAAAUUUUCCUUCAUGUGCA